Messenger RNA from Paralichthys olivaceus (Japanese flounder), 3937 nucleotides. NCBI's taxonomy places the organism in Eukaryota, Metazoa, Chordata, Actinopteri, Pleuronectiformes, Paralichthyidae. The record is from RefSeq and is a predicted model, not a curated record.
GAAGUGACAACUAUUUAGUGACGGCGCCGCAUCCCGAAGCAGUGGAGAUAGGGUCCGACUUCACAGCUACAUGCAUGAUCAUCGACACAGCUGAAGUCACAGCCGACGACCUCUAUUGGAAUGUGUCUCAGGCGACUGUACCCAAAGAACAGUACACAAAGAUCAACAGAACAGCUCUGAACGUCACCAUUCGUGUCAGCGGUGAAGAAGUUGAAUGGUUAUUUUGCCUCUGCAAGAAGGUGUCGGUCAACGUUGUCCUGAAUCAAGGCAAAUUUAUGCACGGGAUCUUGCUUAGGAAAGGCUAUCGUCCGAGGAGGCCAGAGAAUCUUUCCUGCAUCACUCUUCAGGAGGGAUCCUUAUUCUCUCCAGUUAUCACGUGCAGCUGGGUCACAGGACCUCAAACCAAAGUCUGCCCUACAAAGUUCACACUGUUUUUGAAAGUCAUCAAUCAUUCCGCUCACAACGUGUCGACUGUAGAAAGCAGUGCCUCUGUGGCUAUGUCCAUUUUCCCAAACUACAUGGAGCUGGAGAUCUGGGUGGAGGCGAAGAACACACUGGGAACCGUCGAGUCUGAGCGUCUCAAGAGAGAAGCCGAAUAUUUUGUGAAAACAAAUCCUCCUGCAAACAUCCAAAUCAUCUCUGAGAAGAGUUUUCCCACCUCUCUUUUAAUAACCUGGAGUCCUCCUAUUGAUAAACAUUAUGUGACAUUAAAGUUUGAAAUCAGAUUCUGCCAAAAUGGAUCUCAUGAGUGGACGUAUGUGCCUCAUUCGGACACUGCCAUGGAUAUUCAGUCCUUCAGACUCCAGAAACUGCUGCCAGACUCUGUUUAUGUCACUCAGGUUCGCUGCAAAAACCUCAAAGACGACCAGGGUUACUGGAGUACAUGGAGCACCAACGCUACCAAGAGAACGCCAGAGGACCGACCGACAGGGAAACCAGAUUUAUGGAAAUUCGUUGACAGUCAUGAUGUUGGUAAACGACUAUUGCAGUUCAUCUGUAAGGAUCCUGUGUUAACUAACGGGAGGAUAACAAGAUUCAAAAUGAAGAUUGGAAGUCAGGAGUGGAUUAUCCCCGUCAACCACUCAGAGGCUGACGGCCGCUCCAACCACAGGCGCAUCACUUCCCUCAAAAAGGUGCACCUGUCCGACAAGAAAUCUCUCGUGUACGUCACUGCCGUCAACUCAGUGGGGGAAUCUGCUCCAGCGUUGAUUGUCAUCCCUGAAAAAGGACGUGAGCUUGGCCCAGUGCAGCAGCUGAGGGUGGGGGUCCAAGGAGGCCAGAUGUGGCUGCAGUGGACCCCCCCGAACACUGGAACUGUGAAGGAGUACGUGGUGCAGUGGCUCACUGGAGAUGUGUUAGACUGGCAGAGAGAAAACAGAAGCACCAGACACACUGUUAUUAAAGGCAACCUGGAGAAGUUUGUCUGCUACAACGUGUCUGUGUAUCCGAUAUAUUCUGGAGGGACGGGGCAGGCAGCGACUGUCCAAGCCUUUCUGGAACAAAGCGUUCCACUGUCUGGCCCCAAUGUGGAACUGACCAGUAAAGCGGGACAUACAGAGGCUGAGCUUCAGUGGAAAGAGAUUCCCCAAAACCAUCGACGAGGCUUCAUCACAAACUACACAAUAUUCUACCAAAGUGGGGAUAAAUUACACUCGGUGACGGUUCCGUCAAACACCACCUCAUUCACUUUGACAGGACUGUCAGGAAACACCAGGUACAACACAUGGAUCAGUGCCUCAACCAUCGCAGGUUCAACCAAAGGCAACAAUCACUCGUUCACCACUCUGAGAUACGCAACGGGAGAGAUUGAGUUCAUCAUGGCCGGAGCGAGCCUUGGCUUUCUGUUUGUUAUCGUCAUGACGAUGGUGCUCUGUAUUUCCAAAAAAGACAUCAUCAAGAGGAACUUCUGGCCUCAGAUUCCAAACCCUGGAGAGAGCACGAUUGGAAACUGGUCUCCUGAUCAACCGUCAAAGGCAGAGACGCCAAAGCAGAACUGUCUGUCUGGCAUCAGUGUCCUCGACAUGGACAUGUGCGAUGGAAAGAUGGUGUUUGAUGAAGACAAAACCAGUCUCUCUCUGAAGAAGGACAAGUAUCUGUCCGAGGAGCACAGCAGUGGCAUCGGUGGCUCCUCCUGCAUGUCUUCGCCUCGCCAGAGCGUUUCCGACAGCGAUGAGGGCGGAGACUUGGCGGACACCACGGCCAGUACCGUGCAGUACUCCUCGGUGGUGGCCUCCAACGGUUACAAGGGUCAGACCCCGAGCUCGCAGCCACAGUCGGCCUUCUUCUCCCGCUCCGAGUCCACGCAGCCCCUGCUGGAUUGCGAGGAGAACCCGGACAUAUUGGUGCAGGACGGCAGCAGACAGUCCCAGCGCUUCCUGCGACGGCCUGCGGAGGAGGCGCUAGAGCCUAAGGACUUCUGCCCCCUGGAGGAGGACUCUGAGCUGACACUAACAGAUGAGCAGUCAGGUGAUUGGCUGCCGACAGCGGCAGCCUCCAGCUACAUGCCUCAGCUGGGAGGCUACAGGCAGCAGUGAGAACGUGUGUCACGUGUUUCGCUCCUGUGCCUUUAAAAGCAGUGAACCGGUUUGCUAUAUGUGAGUGUAAACAGUCCGGGACGCUUUGAGAGAGGACUUUGUAAAAUACAUGUGAAUAAGAGCUUGUAGCUGUAGUUAGCUUAGCAUUGGCAUGGAACAAUUACUAGCCAUCUUUAUAGAACACACAUGUAUGUGGACGCUUUGUGCUACACGGUAAAUGUCACGCUACAUUUCAAAACGUCUGAUGAACCACAGUCUGGACCUUUCUGCUGCUGCAGUGCCCCCCUGUGGAGGGGGUGUUACCUCUGCAGCCAUGUCACCUGCUCACACAGUAUAUUAAGUGACGCUGACAUGAGAUGCCAGUGCAUGUGAAUUUAAAAUAACUUUAAAAAAGAAAAAAUACAUUUUAUUUGCAGUGAAAAGUAAAUCUAUAAACGUAUGAUAAUAGUAGUACUGUCGGUCAAUUUCAUCUCUAAAUAUUGUUUGUGUUUCUGUCUCCUUAGCUGGUGAAUUGAUUAUGAUACCAUAUUGUCGUUGUACCUCGUUCCAAUAGGCCACUUAAUGUUGGAGUGAUUAUUACGUUUGACUUGUGUCCAACAGAAAUACUUUUGGUGUUGUGAAGACCCGAUGUGUACGUGACAACACACUUCAAUCAGAGGAAAACUUUACAGGUUUAUUUGCACAGUUCCAGCAAACGGGUUCUAACACACCUUCGCUCGGUCCAUUACCGACUUGGUGAUACAUUUAGUCCAGAUGUCCGUUACAUGUCCGUCGUCACGCUGCCUGUUGCACGUUUCAUGUUUCAAGGUGUCACAAUCAGAAAGUUGUGGAACCACUGCUCUGCAGACUUCACACGCUUAUAAUAUAAUAAUAUAAUAUAUUACUACGCAUGUGCAGUAAACUGCACUACUACUCUCAUUAAAUACUAGCAAAUACACAGUACAAAAUAUACUUUAACUGUGUAAAAACACAACUAUAACCUUGAAUAACUUUAGAACAUUAGUGACAAACCAACAUUAAUAUUUAGUAACACACAAAUGCAGGUUGCUCAGUGGCUCUAAGAUUUGAUCCUGAGGAAACAUGUCCAGAGUGAAGCCACAGCACAGCACUGCCACCUACAGUCUGUAGGCUGCACCUUCACCCUUAGUCAGUGCCCCCCAGGAGGUUGUGUUUGUUUGUUUGUCACCAGGUUUACUGAAAAACUACAGAACAGAUUUUCAGUCAUCGUCAUGGAACCUGACGAUGAGUUUGAACCUUCUUCAUUUUGGAACUGUGUAAAUAAUCAUCAUUCUAAAAUUAGAGUAUAAAUCCACUCACUGUGUCGACGUGGAGCUUUGACCCUGAUGCUUGUGCCUUUAUUUUCCUCAAAUAAAAAGUAUUUCAUUUGUCUUUUAUUAACUGAA